AUUCCUUUGUCGUUGCAGGCGCAGAGCGAUGAGGAUGACAUGGGAACAGAUGAUGUUGCCGUCAAUGUCGACGGCAAUGUGGGCUAUAUGGACGAAUUCUUUAAUGAGAGGUGAAGCAGGAGUUAGAUGAUAUGAUGACUGAUAUCAAGAAGACAGCGAACAGAGUCAGAGCCAAGCUUAAAGUGAUUGAGCAAAACAUUGAAUCAGAAGAACACAUUAGUAAGGCGAGUGCAGAUCUAAGGAUAAAGAAAACUCAACAUUCAACACUGAGUCGUAAAUUUGUAGAGGUGAUGACAGAGUAUAACCGGACACAGACGGACUACCGUGAACGAUGCAAGGGCAGGAUACAAAGGCAGCUGGAAAUCACUGGCCGUAACACAACUAGCGAGGAGUUGGAAGACAUGUUAGAGCAAGGGAAUCCAGCUGUCUUCACACAAGGGAUCAUCAUGGAGACACAGCAGGCAAAACAAACCCUAGCAGAUAUUGAAGCUCGUCAUGCGGACAUUAUAAAAUUAGAGAAUUCCAUCAGAGAACUGCAUGACAUGUUCAUGGACAUGGCCAUGUUAGUAGAGAGUCAGGGUGAACUGAUGAAUAGAAUUGAGAAUCACGUUCAGGAAGCACAGGACUAUGUGGACACUGCCAAACAGGAUACUAAGAAAGCCAUCAGAUACCAAAGCAGAGCGAGGCGGAAAAAGCUGCUAUGCAUGUUCAUAGGCAUUGCCAUCUUGUCUCUCUUGGCCAUUAUUUUGGUUGUCUACUUCACAACUCAGUCAGAUUCACCAUCAGCUGAAGGAAGCAACCACCACCAUCAUAAUCCUCACCCAACUGCCCCUGUAGAACAAUGAGUUCAUCUUAGGUUACUUUGUUAUCAUUAACUUUUUUUUUUAUAUUUAUUUUUUGUUUAAAACUGUAGAUUUUCAUUGUAUGGUUUUGUAAGUGUUAGAGUUUUUAUUUUAUUUUGUCAAAUGGUGCAAGCAUGUGCGCAUAUACGAACAUGUACAUACACACAUGUACAUACCCAUUUUGCAUGUGCAUAACCACACACAAAAACAAACAAGC
Penaeus monodon (black tiger shrimp) is the source of this 1059-nucleotide messenger RNA. It is a transcript of the gene Syx1A, whose product is annotated as syntaxin-1A-like. NCBI's taxonomy places the organism in Eukaryota, Metazoa, Arthropoda, Malacostraca, Decapoda, Penaeidae. Gene Ontology annotation, cellular component: presynaptic active zone membrane; plasma membrane; synaptic vesicle. Gene Ontology annotation, molecular function: SNAP receptor activity; SNARE binding. Gene Ontology annotation, biological process: intracellular protein transport; exocytosis; synaptic vesicle fusion to presynaptic active zone membrane. The record is from RefSeq and is a predicted model, not a curated record.